Messenger RNA from Coprinopsis cinerea okayama7#130, 939 nucleotides. RefSeq lists its product as hypothetical. The record is from RefSeq and is a predicted model, not a curated record. NCBI's taxonomy places the organism in Eukaryota, Fungi, Basidiomycota, Agaricomycetes, Agaricales, Psathyrellaceae. The coding region runs from base 1 to 939 and encodes 312 amino acids. The transcript has 9 exons.
AUGGGUGCAGCACUCUCCCUCGUCUCACAAUCCCUACCUCCCAAAUCCAAGUUCAGCGUUGAGGAUAUACCUGAUCUGACGGGGAAGGUUGUUAUUGUUACUGGUGCUAAUUCCGGUGUUGGGAAGGAGACUGCGAAGGCUCUCUUAUCGCGUAACGCCAAAGUCUACCUCGCAGGCCGGAGUCAAGAAAAGGUCGAACGCGCCAUUCAAGAGUUGAAGCAAGAAACUGGCAAGGAGGGCAUUUUCCUCCAUUUGGAUCUGGGUGAUUUGAAGUCUGUGAAGAAGGCUGCGGAGGAGUUUAUUUCGAAAGAGAAGGAACUGCAUAUUUUGUUUAACAACGCUGGCGUUAUGACUCCCCCUAUUGAUAUGGUCACGACUCAAGGAUAUGACCUUCAGUUUGGAACGAACGUUCUAGGCCACUUCUACUUAACAAAACUCCUCUAUUCCACCCUCCUUUCCACCGUCAAGUCGUCACCGGAUUGGAAACCCCGCGUCGUCCAUACGGCGUCCGUUGCGUCUCUAUUUGGAGAGUUGAACUUUAAUACGUUCAAGGAUGGACCUGCCAGGAGGAAGUCGUUUUCGGUUAUUCUGUAUGCGCAGAGUAAACUUGGAAACGUCAUCAUCGCCAACGAGUUUGCGAAGCGGUAUGGAGAUCAGGGUGUUAUUUCCUGCUCUUGUAACCCCGGGAACCUCAAGACGGAGUUGACGAGAUACACGCCAUCCAUCGCUACUGCUUUAAUGAAUGCGUUCGUGCUGUAUCCAGCGCCUUAUGGUGCUCUAACGCAGCUGUGGGCUGGAACGUCUGAGGAGGGGUUGAAGAUGAACGGGAAGUAUCUUGUUCCGUGGGCGAGAUACGGUACACCUAACCCCUUGGCGCUCGAUGAGAAACUUGGAGAGGAUUUGUGGAAUUGGCUUGAAGAGCAGGUACAGGACGUGUAA